Antechinus flavipes (yellow-footed antechinus) is the source of this 2629-nucleotide messenger RNA. RefSeq names its product plasminogen activator, tissue type (gene PLAT). The record is from RefSeq and is a predicted model, not a curated record. Gene Ontology annotation, molecular function: serine-type endopeptidase activity. Bases 138 to 1832 code for a protein of 564 amino acids. Lineage: Eukaryota; Metazoa; Chordata; Mammalia; Dasyuromorphia; Dasyuridae. Gene Ontology annotation, biological process: plasminogen activation; smooth muscle cell migration. The transcript is spliced from 14 exons. Gene Ontology annotation, cellular component: extracellular region.
UCCUAGGAAUUUAAAGGAGCCGGGAGCUGUUCAGGGAGCUCAGAGCUGAGAUUCAGCCAGGAGCCUGCAACUUCGGAGAAAGGCAUUGGAGGGAUCCAGGAGAGGAGAGGACUUGAAGGAAAUCAAAAAAAGGAAGAAUGAAAAUGAUGGGCGAAUUCUUUGGUUUUUUGCUGCUGUGUGGAAUAGUUUCUCUCUCCAGUCAGAGCCCUCACAACCGAUCCAGGCGAGGAGCUAGAUCUCAAACAGCUAUCUGCACAGAUGAAAAAACCCAGAUGAUUUACCACCAAAAGCAAUCAUGGCUGCGUCCUGGGCUCAGAAGUAACCGGGUAGAAUUUUGCAGGUGUGACAGUGGCUACACUCGGUGUCACAGCGUACCUGUGCAAAGUUGCAGUGAACCAAGGUGCUUCAAUGGGGGCACUUGCAAGCAGGCCUUGUAUUCCUCACAUUUUAUCUGCCAGUGUCCCAGAGGUUUUUCUGGAAAACAAUGUGAAAUAGAUAAUAAAGUGCUGUGCUAUGAAGACUUGGGCCUCACCUACAGGGGGACAUGGAGCACUAGUGAGAGUGGGGCUGAGUGUGUAAACUGGAACAAGAGUGUGUUGAACUCCAGACAAUACAAUGGGCGGAGACCAGACGCUCUCAGGCUGGGACUUGGGAACCACAACUACUGCAGGAACCCAGACAAAGACUCCAAGCCCUGGUGUUACAUCUUCAAGAAUGGCUAUUACAUCUGGGAGUACUGUAGCAUCCCGUCCUGCUCAAAGAGUUCCACUGAAGACUGCUAUUUCGAAAGAGGUAUAUACUACAGGGGAUCUCAGCGCAAAACUGAAUCAGGGACUUCCUGCCUAAGGUGGAAUUCUCCACGUGUAAAAGGCAAAAUGUACACAGCAUGGAGGAAGGAUGCACGGGACUUGGGCCUGGGCAAUCAUAAUUUUUGCCGGAAUCCUGACAAUGACAUCAAACCCUGGUGCCACGUGCUAGAGGGUGGUCAGCUAACAUGGGAAUACUGCGACAUAUCCAAAUGCUCUAAUUGUGGCUUGCGGCAGCGUAAAGAAAGCCAGUUUCGAAUUAAAGGAGGCCUCUAUACUGACAUCACCUCUCAUCCUUGGCAAGCUGCCAUUGUGGCCAUGAACCGGAGAUCCCCUGGGACAACACGUUUUCUGUGUGGAGGAAUACUGAUUGACUCUUGCUGGGUUCUCUCUGCAGCCCAUUGCUUUGAGGAGAGUUUGAAAGCUCAUGAACUUAAGGUGAUUCUAGGCAGGACCUACCGGGAGAAGAAAGAAGAAAAUGAACAAGAGUUUGAAGUGGAAAAAUACAUUAUCCAUGAAAAUUUUGUUUUAGAGACUUUUGACAAUGAUAUUGCCCUCUUGCAGCUAAGACCUAAAUCUGACUCACUACAGUGUGCCGAGGAAACCAACUCCGUUCGGAAAGUCUGCCUUCCUGAUGCAGGCCUGGAAAUGCCUGACUGGACAGAAUGUGAGCUCUCUGGCUAUGGCAAACAUGAGGAGACUUCUCCUUACUACUCUGAAAGACUAAAGGAGGGCCACGUUCGUCUGUACCCUUCCAGCCGCUGUACAUCGCGCCACAUGUUUAAUAGAACGAUCACAAAGAACAUGCUCUGUGCUGGUGACACGAGAAGUGGGGGGACAGAAGCAAACCUACAUGACGCUUGCCAGGGCGAUUCGGGGGGUCCGCUUGUGUGCAUGAAGAACGACCGCAUGCAUCUUAUUGGGAUCGUCAGCUGGGGCAUAGGAUGUGGAGAGAAGGACGUUCCAGGUGUAUACACCAAGGUUAUCAAUUACCUCAAGUGGAUCGAGGACAAGAGGAGGCUCUGAAUAGCAAAAAACCAAUCGUCCUCAUCAUCUAAUGGUCUCCCUCUACUUCGCUCUCAGACGAAGCACUGAAGAGACAGAGUUGUAAUUUGUUUUUGUUUUUAAUCAGAUUUCUCCAUAAACUGUCGUACAGUGAAAAUGAGAGAAGAGGGAGAAGGAGUGAGCAUAUAUUUUCUAAGGUACUUUUCCACUUUGGAAGUUAUCAGGAGUUAAGGUUUGGUUUUUAUUUGCACUCUGUCAGGUGGAAACAGAGAAAAAACAGCAAUCACCCUGGGGAAAUCCCACCUUAGGACAGACAGACAAGCAGACCAGAAGACAGGGAGAAGAGAAAAAGCCAAGUGUGAGGUUAGAAAAAUGGGACCAUCAAGAUAAAACGAUGUUGCCACAGUAAGAAAUAAAGAAAUUAAUGAAAAAUGCGAUGUCCUUGGUUAAGAGUGUGUGCCAGGGCAUCCAGGGAAUGCUCCAUUGGGACGUUAGGAAUCAGUGACAGACUGGUUGGCCAGUAUAGGGUUCUGGUAUUCCCACAUACUGAAGAUCCCUCCAAACAAAACCAUUGUUCCAUAGUUUCUUUUCCCCAUUUGACAACUCCUAAACGAUAUUCCUGGCUUCUGGGUACAGUGUAAAUCUUUUCAUGUGUUAGUAUUUUUUAAUCUGCUUUGUUUAGUUGGGCAGAAUUUGUAUCAUCUUUGUGACCCAUCUCUUCAACAUAUUUAUAGUUAUCUAUAUUUUUGUUUGUAUUCGUUACAGACACCACUCUGUACCAUAUUUCUUCAAUAUAAUAAAAAGAUAUGUUUUCCACA